This is a messenger RNA of Galeopterus variegatus (Sunda flying lemur), 876 nucleotides long. RefSeq names its product arginyl-tRNA--protein transferase 1. Gene Ontology annotation, molecular function: arginyl-tRNA--protein transferase activity. The annotation marks the transcript as partial. The transcript has 7 exons. Gene Ontology annotation, biological process: protein arginylation. Lineage: Eukaryota; Metazoa; Chordata; Mammalia; Dermoptera; Cynocephalidae. Gene Ontology annotation, cellular component: cytoplasm. The record is from RefSeq and is a predicted model, not a curated record.
AUGUGGGCACAUUCCAUGACAGUACAGGAUUAUCAGGAUCUUAUAGAUCGAGGAUGGCGAAGAAGUGGGAAAUAUGUGUACAAACCCGUCAUGAAUCAAACAUGUUGUCCUCAGUACACAAUAAGGUGCCGACCUUUACAGUUUCAGCCAUCAAAAUCUCACAAGAAGGUUUUGAAAAAAAUGUUGAAAUUUCUGGCUAAAGGGGAAAUUUCCAAAGGAAGUUGCGAGGAUGAGCCCAUGGACUCCGCAAUGGCUGAUGCUGUUGCAGGUGACUUUGCAUUAAUAAAUAAAUUGGAUAUACAGUGUGAUCUUAAAACGCUCAGUGAUGACCUCAAAGAGAGCUUAGAGAGUGAAGAGAAGAAGAAAGGAAAAAACUCUAAGAAAGAAGAAUCGAAUGAAUUGGUUCAGUCACAAGAUAUAGAAGAGAAGUUGGGCUCUGGUGAACCAUCACAUUCAGUUAAAGUUCAUACAGUUCCUAAGCCAGGCAAAGGGGCUGAUUUGAGUAAGCCUCCAUGUCGAAAAGCAAAGGAAAUCCGGAAAGAAAGGAAAAGGUUAAAACUUAUGCAGCAAAAGCCAGCUGGAGAACUUGAGGGUUUCCAGGCUCAAGGUCACUCACCGUCUUUGUUUCCACCAAAGGCUAAAUCCAACCAGCCCAAAUCACUUGAAGAUUUAAUUUUUGAAUCUUUACCAGAAAGUGCAUCCCACAAGUUAGAGGUGAGGGUGGUGAGAUCAUCUCCACCAAGUUCUCAGUUCAAAGCCACAUUUCAGGAGUCUUACCAGGUCUAUAAGCGUUACCAGAUGGUUAUUCACAAGGACCCACCUGAUAAACCAACUGUGAGCCAGUUUACAAGAUUCCUUUGCAGUUCACCUUUGGAG